This is a messenger RNA of Leopardus geoffroyi (Geoffroy's cat), 4348 nucleotides long. It is a transcript of the gene CES2, whose product is annotated as carboxylesterase 2. Gene Ontology annotation, molecular function: carboxylic ester hydrolase activity. The transcript is spliced from 12 exons. NCBI's taxonomy places the organism in Eukaryota, Metazoa, Chordata, Mammalia, Carnivora, Felidae. Bases 91 to 1761 code for a protein of 556 amino acids. The record is from RefSeq and is a predicted model, not a curated record. Gene Ontology annotation, cellular component: intracellular membrane-bounded organelle.
UCAAAGUCCGCGCCCUGCCGGAGGCACUCACAGAACUACAGCCUCUGGGCUGUCUUUGGGUGAAAACAGCAGUUGUGCACUGGGUAGACCAUGCGACUGGACCUACUUCGCGGGUGUCUGAGCGCCGUGGUCUGUGGACUCCUGCUUCUCGUCCUGGGCCAGGGCCAGGACUCUGCCAGCCCCAUCCGGACCACACACACGGGGCAGGUGCGGGGGAGCCUCAUCCACGUGAAAGGCACUGAUGUGGGGGUCCACGCCUUCCUGGGAAUUCCCUUUGCUAAACCGCCUCUAGGACCACUGCGAUUUGCACCCCCUGAGCCCCCUGAAUCUUGGAGUGGUGUAAAGGACGGGACCUCCCACCCAGCUAUGUGUCUGCAGAACAUCACUAUCACAAAUGAGAUGUUUCUGAAACUGCUGAAUGCGACCUUGCCUUUCACCUCCAUGUCCGAAGACUGCCUGUACCUCAGCAUUUACACACCGGCCCAUGCCAGGGAAGGCUCCAAUCUGCCCGUGUUGGUGUGGAUCCACGGUGGUGGGUUUACGGUCGGUAUGGCUUCCAUGUAUGAUGGCUCUGCACUGGCGGCCUUUGAGGACCUGGUGGUGGUCAUUAUUCAGUACCGCCUGGGUGUACUGGGCUUCUUCAGCACUGGAGACAAGCAUGCAACCGGCAACUGGGGCUACCUGGAUCAAGUGGCUGCGCUACGCUGGGUCCAGCAAAAUAUUGCCUAUUUUGGAGGAGACCCUGGCCGUGUCACCAUUUUUGGCGAGUCUGCAGGUGGCACAAGUGUGUCCUCACAUGUCGUGUCCCCCAUGUCCAAAGGACUCUUCCAUGGUGCCAUCAUGGAGAGUGGUGUGGCCCUAUUGCCCAGCCUCAUUGAUAGCUCAUCUGAUGCGGUCUCCACGAUGGUGGCAAACAUAUCUGCCUGUGGCCAGAUUGACUCAGAGGCACUGGUGGACUGCCUGAGGGGCAAGAGUGAAGAGGAGAUUCUGGCCAUUAAUAAGCCCUUCAGGAUCAUCCCUGGCAUGGUGGAUGGGACCUUCCUGCCCAGGCACCCCCACGAGCUGCUGGCCUCUGCCGACUUUCAACCUGUCCCCAGCAUCAUUGGUGUCAACAACGAUGAGUACGGUUGGCUCAUCCCCUCGGCCUUGGACAUCUCUGACACCCAGAAGGACAGAGAGACCGUGAAGGCUGUUCUGCGGAAUAUGUUGGCAAUGUUGGUGUUGCCUCCUCAGUCUGUUGACAUAUUGAUGGAGGAGUACUUAGGGGACAGUGCAGACCCACAGACCCUCCAGGUCCAGUUCCAUGAGAUGAUGGGGGACUAUAUCUUCGUGAUCCCUGCACUCCAAGUAGCCAGUUUUCAACGUGUGCAUGCCCCCGUCUACUUCUAUGAGUUCCAACAUCGGCCCAGCUUCUUCAAGGACACCAAGCCGCCCCACGUGAGGGCAGACCAUGGUGAUGAGAUGUUCUUUGUCUUCGGAACUGCCUUCUGGAAAGGCUAUGUUGAAGUCACUGAGGAGGAAGAGCUGUUGAGCAGGAAGAUGAUGAAGUACUGGGCUAACUUCGCUCGAAAUGGGAACCCCAACGGCAAGGGGCUGCCCCACUGGCCUGUGUUCGACCAGGAAGAGCAAUACUUACAGCUGAACUUGCAGCCUGCGGUGGGCCGAGCCCUGAAGGCCCACAGGCUCCAGUUCUGGACAAAGACCCUACCCCAGAAGAUACAGGAGCUAAAGGAGGCGGAGGAAAAUCACACAGAGCUGUAACUCCCUGUUACAUCCCUGUCUAGGGUGAGAGGGUGGAGGGGUGCAUUUGGGUGCAGGUGGGAGUCUACCGCAUAUGCCCAUACACACCCACUGAGGAGCUAGUCACUUCUGCCUUCGUUCACAUAGCCAUUCACGCAUGCUUCCAGCCAGCCAGCCCGCAAACAUUUAUUAAGGGCUUACCGCAUAUCACUUGCCAAGCCCCCCAUACAUCCUCUCAUGUUAGACAUACUCAGUGAAUGAAGCCCGGGAUGGGCAAACCUCGAUGGAAGUGCACACCCCACUGAGCCUGGGGCCCCACCGCCUCUUCCUCACCUCUACCCCAUCCCCACCCUCCCUCCCCCCUCCCUUUGAAGGAGGGUGCUUUGGGAAAUGUUAACCACACCUGGCUCUCAACAAGCCCCACAUGCUCUCCUAAGUAGAAAAUCUGGAUGCCAGGAGCCCAGGAGCUCCGAGAUCUUGACCACCGAGGCCACCAGCUACUGUGAAUGUAAAAGUCCCUGCCCCACCCAUUGUCCCCUAGACUAAAUGUCAUCUAUUACUGACAUUUAAACACAACACUCAAGGGGCGCCUGGAUGGCUCAGUCAGUUAAGCGUCUGACUUCGGCUCAGGUCAUGAUCUCAUGGUUCAUGGGUCUGAGCCCCGUGUCAGGUGCUACGCUGACAGCUUGGAGUCUGGAGUCUGCUUUGGAUUCUGUGCCUCCCUCUCUCUCUGCCCCUUCCCCUCUCACUCUCUCUCUCCAUCUUAAAAAUAAAUAAACAUUUAAACACAGCAUUCACUCACUCACUUAUCUGUGUUCCACAGAGGUGACCAACUCCAUUUUUUGUAAGAAGAAGGCCUGAGCUUGUGCAUGCGGCCCAUGGAACCUGGACCAGCUUUGCAGUGUCCAGGAGAACUGGGUGGGUCCCUCAGCCAUCCACCUCCCGAAAUUUGCCUUUAUUUUCAGUGGUGCUAUGACACCCAAACUUUACAGGAUUGUAGCACAUCCAUGAAGAUGUUUAUCUGUGAGAUGUUUCCUGGAAGUAGGAUUGAGGGGCCAGAAAGCCCAGGAGAAGAGACUCUUGUACCCAGACUUCCAAAGGCCUCUCUAUCCAAGGAGGGGCUCCUCUUACCUUUUAGAAUUCUCCUUGCCAACCCCCCCACCCCCACUGAACAUCCCCCAACUCACUCUGAGCAUCCACAUGAUCAGUUUUCCUGCUUACCCCAUUGCUUUCCCUAAACUUUUCUUUCCCUCACCUUACUCAGCCCCCGAAAGAAACCCUGUCUUAUAUGGUAUUUGAUCUCAGUGUGCAAAAAUACUAAAUUGUGUUCACUCUGCCUCUUUGUUCCACCAAAGCACUUUUUCUGCGUCACUAAUAGGCUGUAUCCCUCUUCUCAUGGACCUAGGAGUCCUGCUAUGCCCCCACCUCUGACCAACUUGCCCUCUCCACACACUAGAUUUUCCAGGAGGAAAGUAAGUCCUCCUUUCCCUCCACUACAUUUAAGCCCAACCAUAGAGCCUCGUGACAUGGGGCCUGAAGGAUGCAGAGAGGCCACCAGAUGGCAGACGAGGAUAACCUUAAGCCUGGCUGUCUUAGAGGGAACGGGCUUUCCUUGUGGUGAACUGCUGACUGGUGCAUGAAGCUUCUCUUGCAUUCUGAAAGCAUUUAUUGAGCACUCACAGCAUGCAUGCCUCUGUAUGUUUUUCAGCCCUGCAGAUGCAUAGUAUACUUUCUAAAAGUGGGUUCCCAGUACUAGUUUUUUAAUCAUCUUAUUUUUUUAAACAGCUUUAUUGUGGAAUAAUUUACAUACAAUUAAAUUCACCCACUUCAGGAAAUAUACAAUCACUGUCACAUCAAGUUUUAGAAUGCUUCUAUUGCUCCAAAGAGUUCCUUCAUGACCCUUUGCAGUCAGUCAAUCCCCAUUCUGACCCUGGCCCACACAACCACCCAAUUGCUUUCUAUUGCCAUAGUUUGCAUUUUCUAGAAUGUUCUAGAAAUGGAAUCACUUGUUACAGGUUUCUGUCACUUAGCAUAAUGUUUUUGAGAUGCAACCAGUAGUUUCCUUUUCUUGCAAAGUGGUAUUCCACGUAUGGUAUGCUACGUGGUAUCCAUUCACCAGUUGGUGGACAUUUCAGUGACAUUCAAUUUUUUAAAUUUAAUUUCUUUAAAUUUUUAAAGAAAAUGCUAAGCUGUCUUCUAAGAUGACUAUACCAUUUUUGUACCCCACCAGCCACCUGUGAGAGUUCUAAUUGCUCCAUAGCCUUGGCAACACUUGGUCUUAUCAGUCUUGUACAUUUGAUUAAUUUCAGUAGGUGUGCAGUGGUAUCUUACUGUGGUUGGUUCCCUGUUUCAUGUCUUUCUCUGUCUCUCUGUCCCUGUCUCUGUGUUUGUCUCUCUCCCCUCCAUGCUCUAGCUCUCCUGAAUGUACCUAUGGAUCAAGGUUCAGGGACAGGAACGGCCCCCACCAGGGAGGUUGCCAAAGACAAUCCAGGAAGGAGCACAGAGGGAAGUUUGAUCCUAGGCCUCUCCAGCUCUGAAUGCUAGCUGGAACCCCAGGACAGAAUCUGGCAUCUUCUCUCAACAUGACCCUCACCCUGUUCCUCACUGA